AUGGUCCGGACAUUUGGUGUUGUCGAGAGAGAUGUUGCAAAAUGGGUUGGCGUCCUAUCUGCCAUAUUUGCCCUCUGCCAAUGCAUCACUGCUGUUCCCUGGGGAAAUUUAUCUGACCGAAUUGGACGCAAACCCGUAAUAUUAACGUGUCUCUCUAUAACGAUGUUUUUUACCCUUCUCUUCGGAGUCUCUACUUCGCUACCCAUGGCUGUGUUAGCGCGCGCUUGUCUUGGGUUCAGCAGUGGGAAUGUUGGGAUCAUUCGAACCGUUGUGGCCGAGCUUGUACCCGAGCGUGAGCUUCAACCUCGGGCCUUCAGUUUAAUGCCCCUAGUAUGGACUAUUGGGAGCAUAUUUGGCCCUGCGUUCGGAGGAGCCCUUGUGAAUCCAGUAAAGAAAUACCCAGAAAUUUUCAGAAAUAGUCAUUUUUUCAAGACGUACCCAUUUGCCCUGCCAAAUUUACUUUCAGGAGGCUUCUUUAUUAUCGGAAUUAUCACGGGUUUUCUAUUCUUGAAGGAAACUCUAUCAUUCAAAAAGAACGAGCGAGACUAUGGUCUCAUCCUUGGUGAAAUGCUAACUAGCGUGUGCUGCCGCUGCAGAAGAAAGCUGGUAAAGAAUCCUGGGCAUGGAGACGACGAAUCCACUCCCCUUCUUGGUGACCGUCGGAUACCUGUAUCGGCCGCAAGUAAGGAACAAAAACGGCCGAAUACCUCUGCUAAGUGGUCGGAGGUUUUAACCUUCCAGUCUGUGAUAAUUCUCUCAAUAUAUGCUUCCUUAGGGCUCCAUAGUGUUGCUUUCGACUCUGUGCUGCCCGUGUUUUUAAACCAUCCAAGGCAGAAACUGGAAAAUAACCCGGAUGUGAAACUUCCCCUUCCCUUCAAGUUCUCCUCUGGGUUUGGUAUAGGUAUGUGA
Messenger RNA from Trichophyton verrucosum HKI 0517, 909 nucleotides. RefSeq lists its product as uncharacterized. The record is from RefSeq and is a predicted model, not a curated record. The transcript has 2 exons. Gene Ontology annotation, molecular function: transmembrane transporter activity. Gene Ontology annotation, biological process: transmembrane transport. Lineage: Eukaryota; Fungi; Ascomycota; Eurotiomycetes; Onygenales; Arthrodermataceae. The coding region runs from base 1 to 909 and encodes 302 amino acids.